Messenger RNA from Oryza brachyantha (malo sina), 2457 nucleotides. RefSeq lists its product as uncharacterized. The transcript is spliced from 3 exons. The record is from RefSeq and is a predicted model, not a curated record. NCBI's taxonomy places the organism in Eukaryota, Viridiplantae, Streptophyta, Magnoliopsida, Poales, Poaceae. Bases 422 to 1375 code for a protein of 317 amino acids.
UCUCCAGCCUUGAUUGGUGCAGUAGGUGUGGCAGAAAGAGCAGUAGCAGCUAAAGGCAUGUAGCCCUUGCUCAGACUCAGAGUGUGCAGUGGCUGGCCCUAUAUAACACACAGCACAAAGAAGCUAUCCCAUCCUCUUCUUCCUCCUCACAUCCAUCCAUCCAUCCAACCAACCAACCUUGUGUGUCUUCCUCACCAGGAGGCCAUCUCUCUCCUCCACUCCUCAGCAGCCAUGGCCACAUGAGAGAGAGAGAGAGAGAGAGAAGGGGAAGCCAUUGGUGGCAGUAGAGAGUUGCGAAGGGCCAUCUCUUUCAGCUUGACGGGGAGAGGAGAGGGCUAGCUAGCUUCUUGGGCUUGGCUGGGUUGGGAGUAAGAACAAGGUGGCUAGGAGCUAGGUAGGGUAGGUGCUGAGGUUGGUGGCGAUGAAGCCGUCGCCGUCGACGGUGGCGGCGUUCUACGCGACGCUGGCGCGGGGGCUGGACGAGCUGGACAGGUCGCUGUCGUCGACGGAGUUCGUGUCGCUGGCGUCGCUGCGGGCGGCGCUGGGGCUCAUCAGGGCGGCGCAUGCGGGGCUGGCGCGGCUCGUCGGGUCGCUCCACCUCCCCGGCGGCGCCGCCUGGCUGGACGAGUACAUGGACGAGACCUCCCGCCUCUGCGACGCCUGCCGCGCGCUCCGCGUCGGCGCCGCCGGCAUCGAGGGCUACUCCGACUCCGCCUCCCGCCUCGCCUCCGCCCUCCGCGCCGCCUCCGCCUCCCCCUCCCCCUCCGCCGCCCACCUCUCCUUCGAGGUGACGAGGGCGAUGUCGGCGUGCAGGAGGGACGCCAUGGCGAUCAGGGAGGAGAACAGGGUGCUGGUGGAGACGCGCGCGGAGGCGCUGGCGCUCCGCCUCGCCGAGACCGUCCCGCCCGACGCCAAGUUCACCGGCUUCAACGGCUUCCGCGGCGUGCUCUGCGCCACCAGGAUGCUCACCUCCUUCCUCCUUACCCUCCUCUCCUGGGGCGUCCUCCACUACUGGCCCGACGCCGCCGCCGCCACGGACUGCGGCGCCUACUUCGGCGCCGCGUUCGCGUCGGCGCUCGCCCGCGCGCAGCAGCGCGCCGCGGCAGAGGCCGCCAGAGCGGCGGCGGCGGCGGCGGCCGCGCACUCCGCCGCCGGGGGCGGCGCGAUGAUGCUCGAGUUCCGGCGCGCCAGGGCGGCGGUCGAGCAGGCCAGGGACGCCACGGACAGGGCCGGCGACGCGGCGGCGGAGGUUGCCCUGCGCGCCGACGCGCUGAGGUCCGGGUGCGAGGACGUCAUCGCCCUGAUCGACGACCUGUUCGACGAGGUCGCCGAGGGGAGGAAGAAGCUCCUCGACCUCUGCAGCGGCGGCAACUAACAAUCGGCAGUGGCGGCGGCGAGCCGCCAUGGCAGGCAGGCAGGCACACCACCUGCAGCCUGCCUCUGCUUCUUGGCUGUCCUCUUCUUCACUCUUCAGCUUUGCUUCUGUUCCAUGGGGUUCUUGAGAGCUGGUAACACUAGUUGCACAUGUCUGAUCAUAAAUGGCAUUAGCAGAUAUGGACUCCAAACAGUUGCAAACAGUGUCCAACACAAAGAUGCUAUCCUACUAGCCUCUCCAUUUUCUGGAUGAUUAAGGUUAACUUCCAUGGUUUGACAACCCAUCAAAUAUAUAUAAUUAAUCAAAUGAUCAAUUAACUGUGAGCUGUUCAUGAAUGAAUCCUACUGAUGUCUGGAGCUAUGUAGGGCUCUCGUGCACCAGAGAUUGACCUGCACUGCCAUUCUUAAUCCUUUUCACAAGGACCAAAAGAGACCCCAAAAACCAAAUCUUUGCACAUGUCAAAAUCUCAGACAGGUUAUGAGCUAGCACUCACUACUGUACCCAUAGCUACACUUACUACUAUCAAAGUGCAAAGAAUUCUCCUUCUUUCUAAAACAUUUUGCAAGGAAAAAGAUGCUGCAAACUUUUGAGCAGGUAGAGGGAGAUCUCUCCAAGUCUGGGAACAGUUUGAUCCUAGGACACUAGAACAGGGGAAGAAUAGAACAAGUGGAGGGAUAAAGUAGGGUAGGGACCCCCUCUCCUCCCAAACACACACACUAGUACGGCAGAAUCAGAACUGAAAGUGUGUGCAGCAGUGGACAGUAGUUGCUGGGGGAGCCUUUUGCCUGACACCCACACUUGUUGACUCCGGGGAGGAACAGCAGUACAGGUAGGAACUGAGCCCCCUGCCCUGCAGCCAAAGAUCACAGGCAAGGCUGCCAUGGAAAGAUCUCCACAGGCACGGGCCAGCCAUCAACCAUCACAAAGGCCCAUAACCUGACUGACUGACAGUCACCCUCUCCAUCUCUUUCACUCAAUAAUGGGUGUUUAGUUGACGAAACAAAAUUUUUUCGAUAUUAAGUCAAACCAUUUGAUAGGAUAUCGAAAAGAGUUUUUGACACAAAUAAAAAUACGAAUUUCAU